Molecule: messenger RNA, 543 nt
Organism: Cantharellus anzutake
Lineage: Eukaryota; Fungi; Basidiomycota; Agaricomycetes; Cantharellales; Hydnaceae
Product: P-loop containing nucleoside triphosphate hydrolase protein
Exons: 3
Coding region: 1-543 (180 amino acids)
Cellular component (GO): cytoplasm; nucleus
Molecular function (GO): ATP binding; ATP hydrolysis activity; AMP kinase activity
Source: RefSeq, a predicted model, not a curated record
AUGGAAAUCGAGGAACGUCAAAAACCAAAUAUUGUCGUGACUGGGACUCCGGGAACCGGCAAGUCAACCCAUGCACAGGCUUUAGUUGAAGCAUGCUCCGGACUAUUGCAGCAUAUCAAUGUCGCUGAGCUGAUAAAGCAGAAAGGGCUAUAUGAAGGAUAUGAUGAGGAAUGGCAGACAUACAUGGUUGACGACGAUAAGGUCAUCGAUGAGCUUGAGCCGCUGGCGCAAGAAGGUGGCCUCAUUCUUGACUGGCAUACUUGCGAUGUAUACCCAGAACGGUGGAUCGAUCUCGUUGUUGUGCUUCAAUGUGACCAUGGCCUGCUAUGGAAACGUUUGGAGAGACGGAACUAUCCACUGAAAAAGAUUCAAGAGAACAACGAAUGCGAAAUAAUGUGCACCGUACUCGAGGAAGCUCGGGAAUCUUAUGCAGAAGAAAUUGUGGUCGUUUUACAGAGUGAAGAGCCGGAGGACGUCGAAAGCAAUGUUGCUCGCAUGGUUCAGUGGGUGGAGAAUUGGAAAGCUGACAGAGGCCUCUCAUAG